Molecule: messenger RNA, 2100 nt
Organism: Cuscuta epithymum
Lineage: Eukaryota; Viridiplantae; Streptophyta; Magnoliopsida; Solanales; Convolvulaceae
Source: the annotation of a GenBank genome assembly
CCUGUUUCUCCUUAUCUGAUUGCUAUGUGUUUUUGUGGAAAAAAAUGGGAGACGUUUCUUUCCAUCCUUCCCUUCUGAGUACUCUUCUCUUUCUUUUCCCUUUCGUUUUGUUCAGCAAAUCUGGUUCCGUGAAUUUAGACCCUGGCUGCACUCUCUUUCAGUUCCCCUUUUUUCGUUCUUCUCUUUCGCCAAUUUGGAGCUGUUUUUUUUUGUUUAAUUAAAGAGCCCCUUCCUUGCACUGGUUUUUAAAAAGAUAUCGAUAUCGCAGCAGCAGAAAGUGUUCAGGGCGCCGGACUCUCCUCUUUCAAUGAAUUUGGGCUUUGCUGAUGUUUUUCCUUGCCUGUGCGUGGAUAGAGUCCCUCCCUUGCCGCGGGCUCUUUUUUCUCCUAAUUUGUCGUCCGUACUACAAAUUUGUAACGCUACAUUGUCCAGAUCCGAAAUUCGUUCAGCCGUCUCCCUCUCACAUCCGAAAAUCUGCCCUGGAUGCUCAUCUUCAACUCAUAUCUUUCACUUAUUUAAGUGGCUGCUCAUAGAUAGGGGACAAAGGGAAUGGAGCAAUCGGAAUCCGAAGUUUCUGGCCAUCAAGUUGGGGUUGAAAGCAACAGUAAGAAGAGAAGCUGCGAUGUUACUGCAGAAAGCAACAGUGAGAAGAGACAAUUAAUCUCAGGUAGCGUCUUAAAUAGUGACGAAGAAGAGAUACGCCAAUUCAUAGAGAAGCUGAAGAAGGUGGAUGCUUAUAUGUAUGUGUUCCGGAGGGAGAAGUUCAAGUGCCCCUCAGUACAUGAUUCGAUGACACGCUCAUUACAGAGCAGAUUUGACAAGACUGAGAAAAUGGGGAAUCCAAUUGAGGGGAUAGACUUGGGAAGUGUGAAGCAUUUCAGCUAUGAUAAGGUGAUUGAUAUCAUUGGCGGUUUUUCAGAGGAAAGCUAUGUAAAAGACGUCUUAUUUGCCCGACUAUACAGAGGAAAGAUUGAUGAAUGGUCAGGCCCUCAGGAGGUCAUUGUUAAAAAAUGGAAUUUCUACUUUCCGAUUAAUCGCUGGAUUCAGGCAAAUCCAACUUAUUUUGCUUGGCUCCUUGAAUUUAUGCUCAACCCGCUUGUCUCGUCACAUCCUAAUAUGGUGAAGUUGAUCGGGUUCUCAUGUGACAAGACAUUUGCCCUUGUUUAUGAUGUGAACCUAAAACAUACUCUAUGGGAUCUCAUUCCUCUUCGUACCUUCUCUUGGAAAGCUCGGAUGAAAGUGGCAAAGCAAGUUGUUGAAACCCUAGAGUUCUUUCACCAACGAAGAAUAGCAUUUUGCACCUUUGCUGCGCCCAACAUUAGUGUUGAUGAGGAUUACAACAUAAAAUUGUUCGAGUUUGGUCGUUCUGCGAUGGUUGCAAAUGAGGAUAGAAUUUGCAUAGGAGCAUACAAUUAUUUUUCCCCGGAAGCUCGUUAUAUGGUGAUCGAAAGAAAGUGGUGUUUCACGACUGAUGUAUACACACUUGGGCUUUUGCUUUUGGAGUUGUUAAUGGCAAAAUGUGUGGAGAAGAAAACUGCAUUAGGUUUUGCUGAUUGGGUAGCAAAAGCCUAUUUAACAGGGAAGGGAUACAAAUCUUAUGACUGCAAGGUAGUCAGGCAGCAGAACUUCCUGUUUCAUCUGGGAACAAAGUGUUGUAAUAAAGAUCCUAUGGCGCGGCCAAAUAUGGAUGAAAUACUCAAGGAAUUUACAGAGUUCUUGGCCCAAUUCAAUGAAACAAAGAGUUAAAGGACUUGUAGUUUAAUAACUGAAGUGUUGUAUGGUAUACUUUCACUUUGUGUCCUUUGCGUGCUUCUGCAGAACUAGAUGUUGAUGUUUCUUCAAAGUUCAAACCAGGGUAUGCUAUAUGGUUAUAUUAAUUACUCCGUAUUAAACUAGACUAGAUGAUGUUGAAGUUUUUUGCUUUCGCAUUAUGUCAUAUCAUAUUAAUCUGGAAUUCUGGAUGUUGAUGUUCUCUUUUGUAUACGUUUCAGAUUCAUUGUCAAAAGAAUAGUGGAUGAUUGCUAAAUUUUAUCAAUAUUGGAUAUAUUUGCAAUGGCUUUGUAUAAUCUGUUAAAAAAAAUUGAUGGAUGGAGUUGGACA